CCGGUACGCCAUCUGCGUCUGAUCUCGAGAAUAAUUGGUCUAGAAAAAAUGGCGACAUUUCGGCUGGUGUCUCAAAUUUCAAGAACGGGCUCUUUGGCUGUUUUAUGUGAUGCAGUAAAGCCAGUGACAUAUGCAUCUGCAAGGUCAUGCUAUAAAUAUGUUAAUGCCACGGAGAAGGGUGAUUCUUUCAAAGAGAUCACUGAUCGAGCCGCAUCAACAUUAUUCUUCACUGAGCUGACAAGAGGCCUGGCUAUGACAUUAAGCUACUUGUUUCGUGAACCUGCCACCAUCAAUUAUCCCUUUGAGAAGGGACCUCUAAGCCCUCGGUUCAGAGGAGAGCAUGCAUUGAGAAGGUACCCAUCUGGAGAGGAGCGAUGCAUUGCCUGCAAGCUAUGUGAAGCUGUUUGCCCUGCUCAGGCAAUCACAAUUGAAGCUGAACCAAGAGCUGAUGGAAGCAGAAGGACUACUCGCUAUGACAUUGAUAUGACAAAGUGUAUCUACUGUGGGUUCUGUCAAGAGGCAUGCCCUGUUGAUGCUAUUGUUGAGGGUCCCAAUUUUGAGUUUUCCACAGAGACCCAUGAAGAGCUACUGUACAAUAAGGAGAAGCUCCUCAACAAUGGAGAUAAGUGGGAGGCGGAGAUCGCAGCAAACAUUCAAGCAGAUCAUCUAUACAGAUAGAAGCAGGAGAAUGUCCAAAGAUAAUCAUACAGAUAUAUCUAUUGUUAGAAAAAUAUUGUUUAUGCAGUGUAAAAGAAGAGUUCAUUACAUAUUUUGUUUAUGGGUCAUGAUACUCUCUUACACCUAGCAUUUGAUUCGAUUACACAUUCUGUGUAUUUAAUACAUGAUAUCAGUUUUCUCAGCCAUUCGCUAGAGUAUACUUAAGAUUUUUCAAUGAAAUCACCAUGUAAUUAUUCCCCCUCCCACUCCAUAUUCUCUCUGCUAAUCUCUCUUUGAUAUUCCUUCUCUCAAAAUCUAUUUUGGCGUACCUUUCUAGUGGGCAGUUGGCAAGAUAUUAAGAGCAUCUUACAACUUUCAUAAGUCACUCUUUCCAUCGAAAAUAUUUUUGAUAUAAUAGGAAGGUAGUUCACUUUUGAGUAAAAGUUUGAUUAAUUACUUCUGCAUUUAAAAAUAUAGGAAUUCAUCCUACAGGUAUUCAGUUUGUGUGUUCUGAAAAAAUGAACCUAAUGUGUACUAUUUAAUUAUCGGUACAUUUGAAAAUGAUCUGCAGUUGAUGUCCAAACACUUAGGAUUCUUUGGUUAGAAUCAAUGGGUUAUUGCUUGUGUGCUUGCAUGACUGAAUUUGAUCAAAAGGAAACUCGUCUAAAUCAACACAUAUUUCUUCUCAGAGCUCUUUUGGAAUGAAAACAUGGAGAUUGAUUUUAUGUUUGUAGCUGUGUGACUUAGUGUACAAUUACUAACACUGUGUUAUAUAAGAUAUGCUGUGAUAUUAUAUCUUUAUAGUAUAUGGUCAUCUUCUUCACUUCUUGGGCCAUAUAUCUUUUUGAUAGAUACGAUAGGUUAAUCACAACACCUAUACACUAAUGUCCCACAAUGACUUGAAGUAAUGUAUGGUUAACCGUGCUUGUAUAUUGUUACUGGGGUAAAUUGGUCAAAACAUAAAUCUUCCCAUAAAUUUCUAUUUACAUUUCCUGAGUUGAAUGUUGAAUGAUUCAAAGUUUCUUAUUGCAGUCCCAUUGGAUUCGACUUCUGCAGCAGAUUAAACUAUAUAUAUUCUAUUUGACAUUCUAAACAUUCAGUAUUCUUAAUGGGAGUGGAAAAUAACUCAUGGGCUUUACUUCAAGAAAGUGUGUUAUCAUUAUAGAUUUUUAUCUUUAAGGUGUGUUCAUGCUGUCAAAUCUCCAUCACUUUGGCAAUUGGAUAUUAAAUGUAUCACAUUGAACAAGAACUGAAGAUGAAGUAGAAGGAACACCCCUAUGAGCAUUCAAUGAGUGAUGGAUUGCUUGGAAGAGACAGAUUUCGACUAUAUAAUGUGAAUUUAAUUGAAUGAUGCAUGCUAUAGCAGGCAUUAUGCAAUAAUAAAGAUGUGUGAAAUGUUA
This is a messenger RNA of Lytechinus variegatus (green sea urchin), 2057 nucleotides long. It is a transcript of the gene ndufs8, whose product is annotated as NADH-ubiquinone oxidoreductase subunit 8-like. Gene Ontology annotation, biological process: mitochondrial electron transport, NADH to ubiquinone; mitochondrial respiratory chain complex I assembly. The coding region runs from base 49 to 678 and encodes 209 amino acids. The transcript has 6 exons. Gene Ontology annotation, cellular component: membrane. The record is from RefSeq and is a predicted model, not a curated record. NCBI's taxonomy places the organism in Eukaryota, Metazoa, Echinodermata, Echinoidea, Temnopleuroida, Toxopneustidae. Gene Ontology annotation, molecular function: NADH dehydrogenase activity; 4 iron, 4 sulfur cluster binding.